CACACCCGAAUCAAACCUUCCCACGAAUCCAACUUUCUCAUAGUAACUUUUUUCCAUUUGAGAAACUGAAUCCAAUCACUUUAAUACAAAAAGGUAAAAGCUGUGGGGCAGUUCACAUGAAAUGAAACCAAAGAGUGUGGCUUGAUCUUCAGCCAACAAACAAAUAAAAAAAAGGGCUUUGGAAUGAGAAUUCAGAGCUUAUGAAACUUUCUCUUUAGCUUAUUGAUUCAACGUUUUCACCGCCGUGUUGUACUCUGUAACCUCCAACAAGAACCUUCCAAACCCCCAAAAAUCUCUUUUUUUAUUUUUUUUAUUUUUCAUUGAUCAUUAAUAAAAUCAGCUUUUGAGGGUUAAAAAGAAAAGGAAAAGUCGUGGAUUCCUAGGUAUUUUAGUAAUUGCCGGUAGCCUUGUUUCAAAGUUUUGAUUUUAUUUGUCUUUUCUUGAUCCUUAAUAACUUGUUCAAGUUGUUAAGAAAUACCCACUUUGAGUUUUCAUUAGAAUUCUCAAAGUUUUGAUUUUUCUUGAUCUUUGAUCAGCUGUUCAAGUUUUUAAAAAAUACCCACUUUGAGUUUUGAUUAGAAAAUUUGAAAAAAAUGAGUUUUAGUAUUAAGCAAUCAGCUUUAGCUACAUGCAUGGAUGUUUCAAAUUCAGUUGUUCACAACAGAUCACCUUCAAUAAUUUGUAGAUCUUCGUUUUCACCAUCUUUGAACCUUCAGAACAACCCCAAAAGAACCAAUCUUUCAGUGUCAAAACCAUUGCAUAUCUCAUCUGUUGAGUGUUUUGGUAAGGAGAAAAAACCAGUGAUCCAAUGCAAGGCUUAUGAAGCUGACAAGCCUAUUGAGGCAGCUGGGGAAGUGAAAUCAGAAGCUGCAAAAAGGGUGAAAAUUGGGAUUUAUUUUGCAACUUGGUGGGCUUUGAAUGUGGUUUUCAAUAUAUAUAACAAGAAGGUUUUGAAUGCUUACCCCUACCCUUGGUUGACUUCAACUUUGUCCCUUGCGUGUGGUUCUUUGAUGAUGUUGAUUUCAUGGGCUACAAGGAUUGCUGAGGCCCCAAAAACAGAUUUUGAGUUCUGGAAGACCUUGUUUCCGGUUGCUGUGGCACAUACAAUUGGACAUGUAGCAGCAACUGUGAGUAUGUCUAAGGUUGCAGUUUCAUUCACCCACAUCAUCAAGAGUGGUGAGCCUGCUUUCAGUGUCCUGGUUUCAAGGUUCUUGCUUGGAGAGAGCUUCCCUCCUGCGGUUUACCUGUCCCUUCUUCCAAUCAUUGGUGGUUGUGCUCUUGCUGCUGUAACAGAACUCAACUUCAAUAUGAUUGGUUUUAUGGGAGCUAUGAUAUCAAACUUGGCAUUCGUCUUCCGUAACAUAUUCUCAAAGAAGGGCAUGAAGGGAAAAUCUGUUAGCGGGAUGAACUACUAUGCUUGUCUAUCUAUGUUGUCUCUCUUAAUUCUCACACCUUUCGCAAUUGCUGUAGAAGGACCGCAGAUGUGGGUAGCAGGAUAUGAAACGGCUGUAUCUCAAAUUGGACCACAGUUGAUCUGGUAAUAACAUGAUAGUGCUAAGUCUUAAUUCAUUUUCUG
Durio zibethinus is the source of this 1576-nucleotide messenger RNA. Lineage: Eukaryota; Viridiplantae; Streptophyta; Magnoliopsida; Malvales; Malvaceae. The record is from RefSeq and is a predicted model, not a curated record.